AUGCAGGCAAUGGUGAUUUCUUUUGAAUUGGUAAUUGGAAAUGGGGCAGCAAUGCCAUACACAGAGCUAGCCCAGAAGGCAAUGUCUCAGCAUUUCCGGGGCACAAAGGAUGCAAUAAUUGCACAGGUUAAGCAGACUUGUGAGAUUCUUGGGGAAAAUGAUGUUACAAUUAGUACUGGGUUGACAAAAGGAGAGACACCAAAGCUUAAGCUGCUUGAACAAAAGUUUAGACAGCAAAAAUCCCUUCAUCACAUGGGAAUGCUAGAUCCUGAAGCCUGGAGGCCCCAGAGAGGAUUGGCUGAACCAGUGAUUGUAGGACAAGUCGAAGGUGAAUAUGGACGGCAAACCUUGGAGGAAUGUGGUGGAUGUGCAGAAGGUGUCACGGAGAGUAAAUUAUGUGUGUUGUUAUUGGUUGUUCAUUAA
Fraxinus pennsylvanica is the source of this 423-nucleotide messenger RNA. NCBI's taxonomy places the organism in Eukaryota, Viridiplantae, Streptophyta, Magnoliopsida, Lamiales, Oleaceae. The record is from the annotation of a GenBank genome assembly.